Messenger RNA from Hyaloscypha bicolor E, 1650 nucleotides. Its product is annotated as ERG4/ERG24 ergosterol biosynthesis protein. Gene Ontology annotation, cellular component: endoplasmic reticulum membrane. Gene Ontology annotation, molecular function: Delta24(24-1) sterol reductase activity. Gene Ontology annotation, biological process: ergosterol biosynthetic process. The record is from RefSeq and is a predicted model, not a curated record. The coding region runs from base 1 to 1389 and encodes 462 amino acids. The transcript has 4 exons. Lineage: Eukaryota; Fungi; Ascomycota; Leotiomycetes; Helotiales; Hyaloscyphaceae.
AUGUCUACAGGUCCUCAAGUGUGUUCCUUUUCUGGCGAUCUGCGGAGAGUAGAUCAUUCUGGCCAUUUCGAGUUCUGUGGCUCUUGGGGAACAGGUGCCAUGAUGGUCGGAUUUCCGUUGCUGAUGUAUUACAUGUGGAUCGGUGCAACAUUCUACAAAGGACACUUCCCGGCACCUACUUCCACUCAGUCUUUUGCCAGCUUCUGCAGACACCUGGCGAAUUUGGUAUACGAGCAUGCAUUUCCAACUUUGCGAGCCUGGAAGAUCUACUGGUCGUUCUUCCUCGUUGAAUCCGCGUUUUACUGCUUCCUCCCUGGCGUUCAAGGUUUUGGAAAGCCUCUAGAUCACGAAGGAGGAAAACAGCUCAAGUACCAUUGCAGUGCCGUCUGGUCUUUUUAUAUCACCAUCCUACUCACUGCAGGUUUACAUUGCACAGGACUCUUCAAGCUCUACACUAUCAUAGACGAAUUUGGUCCGAUACUCUCAGUCGCCAUUCUUUCGGGGUUUCUCGUGGCGAUUGUUGCAUACAUCUCUGCCCGGAGUCGCGAUGCUCAACACAGAAUGACUGGGUACUUUGUGUAUGACUUUUUCAUGGGAUCUGAGUUGAACCCCAGAAUCGGUCCCCUCGAUUUCAAGAUGUUUUUCAUGGUUCGCAUCCCGUGGUUUAUUUUGUUUGCAAUAUCCUGUGCUACGGCCGCCAAACAGUAUGAGUUUUAUGGACAUGUUUCUGCAGAAGUCGUGUUCUUGGUUGGAGCUCAUUUCUUCUACACGAAUGCAUGUGCGAAGGGUGAGGAAUGUAUCAUGACGACUUGGGACAUUUACUAUGAGAAAUGGGGCUUCAUGCUCAUCUUCUGGAACUUGGCUGGAGUCCCUUUCAGUUAUUGCCACUGCACGCUUUACUUCGCCAAUCACCUCGACACUUCAUCAGACUGGUCCAUUCCCGCGAUGCGAACUCCAGCUCUGAUCAUUCUCUUCACAUCAUACCUCUUCGUAUAUUGGAUUUGGGACACCACCGGUAGCCAAAAGAAUAGGUUCAGAGCACGAGAACGUGGAAAAUUUGUGCCGAGGAAAACAUUUCCCCAACUCCCAUGGCAAACACUUCAAAAUCCUCGAAUUAUCACAACCAAAAAUGGCGAUACGAUUCUUGUCGAUGGCUGGUAUGGAUAUACUCGGAAAAUACACUAUACUUGCGAUGUCUACUUUGCGCUUUCUUGGGGCGUGGUGACUGGAUUUGACAGCCCCUUUCCUUGGUUUUAUCCAGUUUUCUUUACGGUAAUGAUCUUGCACCGAGCUCGCAGAGAUAUCCAGAGGUGCAGAGCAAAAUAUGGGGAGAGCUGGACCGAGUAUGAGAAGCUUGUUCCCUACUUGUUUAUGCCGUAUGUUAUCUAGUUUCAACUGCAGGGGUGGGAUCGACUAUCGGACAUUAUACUUGUUUGGUAAUAGGACGCGAACGUGGAAGAAGAGACAGCAAAUCGCAUUGAAUGUUGUACGAAGCACGGCGUGGGUUGAAUGAGGGGUUGUUAUUAGGAAAUUAUGCUGCAAGACGUAAGAACUGAAUAGCUGGUACUUGGAGUAUCGCCAUCCUUUUGAAACUAUGCAACUUUAAGAGCAUGACUUCUAUGUCUGGCAAAUAAUUGUGCCGCUCAAACU